This is a messenger RNA of Xenopus tropicalis (tropical clawed frog), 2029 nucleotides long. It is a transcript of the gene klhl41, whose product is annotated as kelch like family member 41. Gene Ontology annotation, cellular component: endoplasmic reticulum membrane; cytoskeleton; sarcoplasmic reticulum membrane. The record is from RefSeq and is marked provisional. NCBI's taxonomy places the organism in Eukaryota, Metazoa, Chordata, Amphibia, Anura, Pipidae.
CUUGGGAGCUGCUAGAAGCAGAGGCCUCUCCGUUUCUCCUGCAAACGCCUGCUCUUCAGGAAACAAAAAAAAAUGGAUCCCACCGGGGAAAUAAAGGAUGAACUUAGGCUUUACCAGUCGACUCUUCUUCAGGAUGGCCUGAAGGAGCUUCUUGAUGAAAAUAAGUUUGUAGAUUGCUUCUUAAAGGCUGGCAGCAAAAGCCUUCCUUGCCAUAGGCUUAUCCUUGCUGCCUGCAGCCCUUAUUUCCGGGAGUUCUUCCUAUCCGAUGAAAGUGAGGAGAAGAAAAAAAAUAUGGAAUUGGACAAUGUCGAACCAAGCACAAUGGAAGCCAUCCUUAAAUAUCUAUAUUCAGCUGAUAUUGACCUUAAUGAUGGCAACGUGCAAGAUAUUUUUGCUUUGGCUAGUCGCUUCCAAAUCCCAUCUGUUUUCACGGUGUGUGUGACUUAUCUUCAGAGAAGGCUCUCCCCCGCUAACUGUUUGGCCAUCUUUAGAUUGGGCCUUCUUUUAGAUUGUCCACGCCUGGCCGUUACUGCCCGAGAUUAUGUCUGUGAUCGAUUCAUGCAGAUCUGCAAUGAAGAAGACUUCCUGCAGCUUGCGCCACAUGAAUUAAUCGCAGUCAUUUCCAGUGAUGGCCUAAAUGUGGAGAAGGAAGAGCUGGUGUUUGAGGCCAUAAUGAAAUGGGUACAAACAGACAAGGAAAACAAAACAAAGAGCCUCUCUGAUGUCUUCGACUGCAUUCGAUUUCGCUUGAUGCCUGAAAAAUAUUUUACCGAUAAGGUAGAAAAGCAUGACCUCAUCAAAGCCAAUCCUGAUAUAGUUAAAAAAGUUAAGGUUAUUAAGGAUGCCUUUGCUGGCAAACUCCCCGAGGGCUCCAAAGGCAAAGAGAAUUCGGGCAAAGAAGGAGAGGAUGGCGACGUUGGAGAUGAAGAUUUGCUCCCUGGGUAUCUGAAUGACAUUCCCAGACACGGUAUGUUUGUGAAAGAUCUGAUGCUUUUGGUUAGCGACACGGCGGCUGUGGCUUACGACCCUCUUGAAAAUGAGUGCUUCUUGGUCGGACUGUCAGAACAGAUUCCAAGAAACCAUUCCAGCAUAGUCACCAAAUCCAACCAAGUCUACGUCAUCGGUGGCCUCUAUGUGGAUGAAGAGAACAAAGAUCAGCCAUUGCAUUCAUAUUUCUUUCAGCUUGACAGCAUCGCUGGCGACUGGAUUGGACUCCCCCCACUCCCAUCUGCGAGAUGCCUGUUCGGCCUGGGUGAAGCAGAUGACUGCGUUUAUGCCAUUGCUGGCAGGGACCUGCAGUCGGAAGAGUCGCUAGAUUCUGUGUUCUGCUACGAUAGCAAGGCCGUAGCUUGGACAGAAGUGAAGAAGCUCCCGAUCAAGGUCUAUGGGCAUUCUGCAGUGUCACACAAUAGCCAAAUCUAUUGUCUAGGUGGAAAAACAGAGGACAAGAAAUGCACUGGCAGAAUGUUUGUAUUCAACCCAAAGAAGGGAGAAUGGAAAGACCUGCCACCCAUGAGAACUUCCCGCUCCAUGUUUGGGGUCACCGUGCACAAAGGGAAAAUAUUCGUUGUCGGGGGUGUCACAGAGGAAGGCCUGACCGCAUCUGUGGAAGCCUAUGAUAUUGCCACUAACAAGUGGGAAACACUUGCCGAAUUCCCCCAGGAGAGAAGUUCUAUAAAUUUGGUCAGCGUGGGCGGGUCGCUAUAUGCCGUGGGAGGAUUUGCUAUGAUUCAGCUGGAAUCAAAGGAGUUUGCACCUACUGAAGUCACUGAUGUGUGGAAAUACGAAGAUGAUAAGAAGGAAUGGAGCGGGAUGCUGAAGGAGCUGCGAUACGCCGCAGGAGCCACCUGCCUGGACACACGUCUUAACCUUUUCAAACUGACCAAGUUGUGAGGCUGCGUCGCUGCGACAUGAGGUUGUGUCCUCAGCUUUCUCUUCAUCUCUGCUACUUGUGUAAAAAAAAUUAAAAAACACAAAAAAUUGUACAGACAUUUCUAGGUAAAUUAAUAAAACUAUGACCAUGUAUGGA